Eurypyga helias (sunbittern) is the source of this 595-nucleotide messenger RNA. RefSeq names its product leucine rich repeat containing 45 (gene LRRC45). Gene Ontology annotation, cellular component: centrosome. The record is from RefSeq and is a predicted model, not a curated record. NCBI's taxonomy places the organism in Eukaryota, Metazoa, Chordata, Aves, Eurypygiformes, Eurypygidae. Gene Ontology annotation, molecular function: protein binding.
GUGCCAAACUGCUGUUGCACGGUCUCUGCUCCAACACCACAGUCAAGUCUUUGGAUUUGAAAGGCAACAACCUGCGAACCGCGGGAGCUGAGGCUUUGGGAACGCUUCUUAGGCAGAACAAAUCCAUCAGGAGCCUGAUCCUAGAAUGGAACAGCCUUGGCGUGUGGGAGGAAGGCUUCUCCUUCUUCUGCCAAGGACUGGGAGCAAACGGCUUUCUCCAGCGGCUAGAUCUGCGCAACAACCAGGUCAGCCAUCGCGGGGAGUUCGAACGGAACGCCAGCCUGCAGGAGCUGGAUCUGCGUUGGAACAACGUCGGGCUCCUGGGUGGCCGAGCGCUGCUGAGCUGCCUGCGCAGCAACAGGAGCCUGAAGAGGCUGGAGCUGGCGGGCAACAACAUUCCUAGCGACAUCCUGAAGGCAGUGGAGCAAGCCGUGGAGCACAACCGGGACCGUCAGGCUGUCCUGAGCGAGGCCCAGAACCGGGCGCACGUCCUCUGCAGGGAGCUCCAGAGUCUGAAGGAUGAGAAGGCCAAGCAGUCCCUGGAUUUGAUGGACACCAUAGACAGGCAGAGAGAGGAAAUGGCCAGGAGUGGCAG